GGAGAAGCAGCUUCUCAUACGAGCUAAUUUUACAGCUGUAUUAAGUGGACGAAGGAGAAAAUGAAGUCUGUUCUUGUUUUUCUACUGACGCUCACACUUGGUCGAUGCACCAUCUAUGAGAACUUUGAGACAAAGACUGUUGGUGUUGGAGAUGAUGUGACUCUGACAUGUCCUCGUGAUGCUUCUUGGUAUUCAACACAAUUAUUCUGGUUCCGGCUCAUUUCUGGAGAUUUGCCUGAGGUUUUGGGAGGAACAUUUAGCUUUGAAUAUGACGAUGUUCACAAAACUCCUCGAAUCACAGCAAAACAAAAACCUGGAUUGUUUGUCAUGAUUAUCGAUAAAGCAAAAGUCGGCGACACUGGACUUUACUUUUGUGUGAAACAAGAGAGGAUUAAUAUGACAGUUUUAAAAGGAACAUUUCUGCAGAUUAAAGGACCAGAGCCCAGUAUCACCGCAGUCGUUCAAGACAUUUCACAGGAUCCAGUCCACCCAGGAGACCUGAUGACUCUGCAGUGUUCUGGUCUCUCUGAGUCUGAAAACAACACAUGUCCAGGGAAACACAGAGUGUUCUGGUUCAGAGCCGGAUCAGAUGAAAAUCAUCCCAGUGUCAUUUACACUCAUGGAAACAGACCUGGUGGAUGUGAGGAGAGUCCUGAGGCUCACUCUCCACAGAAAUGUGUCUACAGCUUCUCAAAGACCAUCAACUCCUCCGACGCCGGGACUUAUUUCUGUGCUGUGGCCGCAUGUGGAGAGAUAUUGUUUGGAAAAGGGACAAAGAUUGACUUCAAAGGUAACUGCAGAGCAUUCGAUAUGAAUCAUUUUUUAACAUUCAAUUCAUUCAUCAUUUCAAACAGUUGAAUCCACCUGGAAGAU
This is a messenger RNA of Labrus mixtus (cuckoo wrasse), 873 nucleotides long. RefSeq lists its product as uncharacterized. NCBI's taxonomy places the organism in Eukaryota, Metazoa, Chordata, Actinopteri, Labriformes, Labridae. The transcript is spliced from 3 exons. Gene Ontology annotation, biological process: response to bacterium. The coding region runs from base 61 to 858 and encodes 265 amino acids. The record is from RefSeq and is a predicted model, not a curated record.